Molecule: messenger RNA, 2798 nt
Organism: Pristis pectinata (smalltooth sawfish)
Lineage: Eukaryota; Metazoa; Chordata; Chondrichthyes; Rhinopristiformes; Pristidae
Gene: gnpnat1
Product: glucosamine-phosphate N-acetyltransferase 1
Exons: 6
Coding region: 90-644 (184 amino acids)
Biological process (GO): UDP-N-acetylglucosamine biosynthetic process
Cellular component (GO): endoplasmic reticulum; Golgi apparatus; endoplasmic reticulum-Golgi intermediate compartment
Molecular function (GO): monosaccharide binding; glucosamine 6-phosphate N-acetyltransferase activity
Source: RefSeq, a predicted model, not a curated record
ACUCCUCCCGUGGGGCGUUCAUCCGGAUCGAGAGCCGGCGGAAGAGCAGUGAAUCGCGGGAGGUGUAUUGUUUAUGUGCUGCUUCAGCCAUGAUUCUUGACGAUACACCCUUGUUUGAUCCCACCUUGUUGAGUGAGCUGGACUGGAGUCAGAAUAUGGUAAAAUUCUCGCCUGAAAUUUCCCCGAUCAGCCCAGGGGAUGGACUCAUUCUGAGGCCUCUCUGUACUGCAGACUUCAACAGAGGCCUUUUCAAGGUACUUGCACAGUUAACGAAAGUAGGUGAUGUUGAACCUGAAGUAUUUAUAAAAAAGUUCGAACACAUGAAGCAGACUGGAGAUUACUAUCAUGUUGUUGUUGAAGACACUCAUGUUGGACAAGUCAUUGCAACAGCAACACUAAUAAUUGAACAUAAAUUUAUUCACACCUGUGCAAAGCGAGGGAGAAUAGAAGAAGUUGUUGUUAGUGAUGAACACAGAGGAAAGCAACUUGGAAAACUGUUAGUUGCAGCCCUUACACUUCUCAGCAAGAAACUCAACUGCUACAAAAUUACUUUAGAAUGUCUACCAAAGAACAAAGCCUUCUAUCAAAAAUUCGGAUAUAAAGUUACAGAGGAACUUUACAUGCAAUGCAGAUUUUUUGACUGAAAUUUGCUGAGUGAGAUUUUUAUUUCUAGGAAGAAUUUUUUUGGGGGAACUAGUUAUAAACUUGAUUUAGUACUGGCAGGAUAUGUAGUAUAUUCUGAUACAAAUGGCAAUGGUUGCCUGUUUAGUGGUACCAAGAAUGUAGUUGAAAUUUAAUAAUGUCUUUUUCUUAAACUAAGCAGUCUUGUGGGUGAUGGAAAAACUGCAGCAUGGUUCACUUGGCAUUGUUAAACUUUAGCUCGAGGGAAUAUAAAAAGCACUAGUUUUGUGAAGGAAUUUUGUUUGACUUAGGAACUGGAGGUGGAGAUAAUUGUACCAAAGGAUUUUUGUUCAGAACAUGGAGCAGGACACUUCUAUGCAUCUAUUUCUGUCCUUUAAGAGAUUUAACUUAUAAUUUACCUGUCAUACUGCUCUGGGUUCCAGGUUUAAUUGAAAUGCAAUUAUAUAUCUCUUGGAAUCAAUUCCACUUUGUAUAAAUGCAAAAGUUACAGAAAACUUUUUGAGCGCAUUCCUGUUCAGUCCCAGGGUGUCAAUGUACUGACACUGCAUGGAUCUUGUGGGCACUUUACAAGUUGAAGUGGAGAUUUUAAGUGCUUUGUGUAGGUGUUUUCAAUGUCUUUUUUUAUAUAUUGAUGGUGAGAUUUUUUUAUAGCAUGUGGAGCCAUGCCUUCAUGGAACUCCAUGCACCGACCUGAAUGUGUAUCUGUAGCCACAAGCAGGCCACAAAGUAACUCCGGUUUACUUUGCUGCUGAUUUGAUCAAAAAAAGGUGCAGGGAACUAAAUCUAGGCAUUAAAAUUGCAGAUCAAUGUAAUUUAUCAAUCAAUCAGAUCAGAUUUUUUUAAUUCAUCUUGUAAUUAAAAUUGAUUAAUCCAAAGCACACAUUUUAUAUUGUUUACAGAAGAAUAUCUUAGUUUUUUUGUUUGAAUAUGUAAAUGCUAUAUUUGUAUGAACUUCAUUAAGGAGUAUCACCUCGUGCAGCAGGUGUUAAUUAAUUUUACCCAUAAGGGAUUUUCUUACUUCAAUGUAAUCUCAGUCUUAUCUAUGAAAUUACAGAUACAAAAACUAAUUCCUCCCAAAUGACUAAUGUAAAUCUGCUGUUUAUGGGAUUAGCAUUACAGUUCUAUGCAUCAUGGGAACUGCUUGAUGACUCUUUAUCCAUAGAGCCAGAACUAAAUUCUAUUAGCUCUAUGUUUGGCAAAAUUAAUGUUUUUAGUUGAGGUGGAUCCAUAAACCAAUUUGAUAGCCCUACUGAAUUUUUAAGCUUACAUCAGGAAAAGCUAUUUGCCCUUCUAUAACAAAAGUUGUGCAGACUUCAGUAAUGUUUUGUAAGUUAAAGCUGUUAUUUUUUCCUGUAUGUUUUAUAAAAUCAGCAUGAAAUGGAAAUGUCUAAUGUAAUCCCCAUAGUGUAUUGUUACAGAGAAAAUAUGCAAGAGUCACUUGAAAUACUGAAGUAAAAAUUGGACCUUGAAAAUGCAUAAAGUAAAUUUGGCAAUAUAAUGUAUGUAGUUUUUAGCUUGUCAAAGCACUAUAUUUCAUAGUUCCCUUAGGAAAAAUAGAUUUUAGAGCAAAAGCUGUUAUGGUGGAAAUGUACUAAGAUGAAUGAUUAUGCUUGUUAUUGUAUAUUUUCACCCACAUUGUGUUUUUGGCUAAAAUAGUUGUUAUUGUAUAUUUUCACCCACAUUGUGUUUUUGGCUAAAAUAGUUGAAGCUUUAAUUUUGUACUACUGUGUCAGAGUUAAUAGUUGUAGAAACAUGGUAAUUCUGAUGUGGGCAUGUUUUAUCUACUUUUUAGUUGGUGAAAAAAUGCUAUAAAAGUCUGCUGUAUACUGAAUAUCUCAGAUUUUAGUUUAGAUACUAUUUCACAGGACCAAGAUGGGAACAUUUUCAGCCCUCAUUUUUUCACUGGAAAUGGUAGUGAUCCUUCAAUGGAGCAAAAACAAAUCUCAGUUUCUGUUUAAAAAGCAUCUACUACGUGAAACAAGAAAAUGUGUGCUUUUUGGAAUUAUGGCUGCUUUUAAGUAAUCUGGAGAUGGUUAUUUAACUAAUUUGGAUAUUUUUUCAGUAACUUUAUUUCAUAUUAGGUUAAUACAUUUUUAUUGUAUUUAUUUAAUUGUACCAUUUUUUUGUGCAGAGGGCAAAUAAAAUAUCAAACUAUU